Messenger RNA from Anguilla anguilla (European eel), 7189 nucleotides. RefSeq names its product microtubule organization protein AKNA-like. Lineage: Eukaryota; Metazoa; Chordata; Actinopteri; Anguilliformes; Anguillidae. The transcript has 22 exons. Bases 685 to 4959 code for a protein of 1424 amino acids. Gene Ontology annotation, biological process: neuroblast delamination; neuroblast division in subventricular zone; epithelial to mesenchymal transition. The record is from RefSeq and is a predicted model, not a curated record. Gene Ontology annotation, cellular component: centrosome.
GUCCGUAUGAAUUUUUUUUAAUAUUCCCCCGCCUUGAUAACUAGUCCAUGCUCUUUCGAGUUGUAAAUGUAUUGUUUGGCAGUUUAGCUAAUAAAGCUAUUUAUCACAUUAUAGACAAAGAAUAAUUGCGAUUUCGGAAGUUAAAAGUGAGCAGACCAAUGAUUUGUUGUGUGUGUGUAUAAGUUAGCUAACUAGUGUGACAAAUCUGUUUUGUCUUUACAAACUUACUUUAAAAAUAAGUUAACUUACAUGUUUGAAGACAGCUGUAAGAAAACUGCGUGAUCAUCGCCGUGACCGUUAAAAGGGUCUGGUGUGGCCCCUCCAAGUCCUGCAGUGAAUCCGCGGAGACAUCAGCCCAUCUUUCGCCGCGGUCGACCUCCUCAUUCCCGGCCCCCGCCCGAAAGCUAGGGGGCGCUGUGCUGUGGCUUCGGGCCCAGGGCAGGUGGAGAGAGGGCCAACAGUCUGGGUGCAGCGGGGUCUGAGCCCAGAAUGAGUGCACUCAAGCAGCAGUGCGAGAAAUGAAACAGAGGAAUAACGAACUGAAAUGGUGAGAAGUAUCGUUUUUAACUGGGCGAAGGACGGGGCCAUGGAAGUGUGGAACCUCAUCUUCAAAGGAAUGUAUCUGACCCUGGACGGCGGGAUUGAGUCGCCACGGCAACGGCGGCUCUGAGAGCAGGCGGCGGCAUGGCGGGGGACCGCGGCCGGGCCGGGGACUCGGGGGAGUCCUCCUCAGCCAGCUCGGGGGGGUCCGGCGCCAGCUGGCAGAGGGGGUGGGACGAAGACUUCUGCAGCCAGAUGGACGAAAAUGGAAUCAUCGGUCUGAGCCAGGCGGCGGAGGAGGCGGGUCUGGAGGUGGGCGGGGCCGAGGAGGGGGAGGGCGACGCUGUCUUUUACCAGGACCCCCUGCAGGUUCAGAGCUUUCACCUGAGUGACCUGCAGGACUCCAAGUCACCUGGAGGGGACAGCCAUGCCCUGUCGCUCUGUGACCUGGACGAGCUGGGUUCAGAAAGCCAAGCAAGUGAGGAAGACGAGGGUAGCUGGCUGAUCCGCAGGCUGCCAGAGAGAGACAGAGAGCUCCGCAUGACUGACAAUGAAGAAGAGGAGGAGGAGGACACCAACGACCACAAGGGAUUCUCCGACUCCUCCCUUUUUUGGGGCGCAGUUGGUCCCAGGGACAGACAGCACCGGAUGGAGGCCCCUGAACCCGGACGGGCAGAGGAAAGGGACCUCAGUCCGGUGGGUCGUUGUCACGGCGAUCACAGCGAAGAGGAAGUGGCAGCAGUGCAGGUCAGCAGGGACUCCCUGGAGGAGAGCCAUGAGGGGGGUCUGCUCAGGAACACCCUUCCUCUACAGAGCUCAUAUCCGCCUCUAUCCACAUUGCCCCCUGCUGGAGGACCCUGGCAUUUCCCGGAAAGUUUCAGUAGCACCCCUGUCCAUCCGCGUUUUAUCGACAGCCCUGGGUUCGAGAGCGAUGCCGUUACCGAGUGUGUCUUAGAGACCCAGGCGGAGUCACAUCAUGGUCAAUGGAUCCAUGGCCCAAGAGGAGGGAACUCCCCCGAUUUUGAGCGGGUGGAGUCCCAGGAUAGGAGGGACUUCUCUCCUGCAUCCUGCUCCUUGCAGUCCAGACGGGUGCUCGCGCAGGGAACCGGACUGGCGGAGUUGGAGGCGGAAGACGAGGAGGCGGAUGGGAGACCAGAGGGACCCGACUGCCCUCUUCCCGCUUCCCCGUUACCACGGUCGCCUAAGCCGAUGCAUGGUAUACCACAGGUCCCGUCACCUUCUGGGUCGCAGCGUACCCGCAAGGUUUGGCAGUCACCCUCAGACCACGCCCCCUGUUUGAGGGUCCCCAAGGCGCUCAGGACAUCAGCUGGGGAGUCUCCAAGACGAAGGUGCAGCCAGGACAGCAGUCGCUAUGGUCAAGGACAGCUGAAUCACCCUCUGCCAGAUUUGUCCAAAGUGCAGCCCAGGGUCCACUUCCCCAAAGCGGGCUACACGCCACCCAAAAGCAAGGGGGGCCUCCGAAAGCAGAGUCUGGCCAGUGAGAAACCCCUGGUCUUUAAGUCCCCUGCUGACAUCGUGAGAGAGGUUCUGAGCAGCCCCGGCGCCCCUCCGCUCUCUCGGGCCCCCCUGACCCCAUGCGGGCCCCGGAGGCCCCUCGACACAACCAUGCCGCAGGAGUUCCGCUCCCCGCGGCAGGCCAGCGCACUCGUGCAUCAGCUGCAGGAGGAUUACAACAGGCUGCUCACCAAAUACGCAGAAGCUGAGAACACUAUCGACCGCCUCCGGCUGGAGGCUAAGGUCAACCUGUACUCCGACCCUCCUCAGCCCAGUUACCCUGACUACACCGGGACCCUCCAUAUGGGGUCAAAGGUCAUGACCAUGACUUUUCCCCGAGCCCAAAGAGCAGAGCUGGACCCAAUUGCUGUCUCCAUAGGAGCUGGUCCAGAGGAAACUGUGGAAACGGGCGGGUCUCCCUCAGUUCCUUCCACUUCGGCCUACGCUUUUGCCUGCAGCCUGGGCCCCCGAUUUGGAGAGCACCUGACUGAGGCCCUAUCCAGGCAGGCUGGCAGGUUCCAGAUGCAGGUCGACGCCUUUGAAGAGCUUCUGAGGGGAGGGAAACUGAAGCCAUUUGAGGUGCUGAAGGGCCUCUCCUGCCUGGCCCAGGGACAGGGCUCGUUGGAGAGGGGGUACCUGAAGGCGAGAGAAGAGCACAGACUUCUGCAGCAGCAGGGGACAGAUCCGGGACGCUUCGACCCACACAGGGAGCUGGAGGGGGAGAUAUUCUGCUCAGGAAUGCGGUUGGAGGAGCUGAAGGAACGGUUCCAGACGGGCGAACAGGUCCAGCCCGUUACCACCGUCCCACCCCUGACACCGCCAGGAACGGACCUCACCAUGGACCCCUCGACAUUCUGCACCCCCUGUCCCCUUUCUGAGAGCCAGCCGUCACUCGAUGGGGGACGGGCAGGGGUGUCCAUGGGCGUGGCGGUGAUUUUGGCCGGCGUGGAGAAAGAGGGGGAGGGAGAGACGAACGAGGAAGGGACCUCCCCUCUUCCUUGGGCGCAGCGUCACGGAUACCAGUGCAGGGAGAAUGACCUCUGCCACCCGCUACAGCAGGUACCAGAGGGAACUAGGGAGAGCACUCCGAGUCCAUCCCCCGGACACAGCCAGCAGGCACCCCUCCCGCUCUGCCCUACGUUUCCACGGCAACAGAGCCAGGACCAGAGGUGGGGCGGAGCCAAGUCUCGCAGCAGCAGCUCAGCGAGCGCAGCAGAGAGCGUCGCCUUUGAGGAUCGAGCAUCCAAACCACCGAGCGGCCUACGGAGAGCGCCCCCUCAGGACAGGCUCGUGUCGCCGGAGACGGACAGCGGCUUUGUGGGCUCCGAGAGCAGCCACCUCAAUCUGGCGGCACCCAGCCCCGCCCAGCAGGAGGCGAUAGCGAGUCAGUCGCCCCCUCUGGAAGGAGGUGGAGACGAGAUGCUGUCAAUCUGUACUCAGUCCCGCCUUGGGCCCGCCUGCCAGGGACUCACCUGGACAGGUUGCUCCAGGGCUGUCCCCAUCGACUCUGAGGUUCUGCCUUCUGGAGAGAAGGGCAGGCCGGCCCUGCCUCGCCCCCCGAGGCACUGGCCCAGCAGCUCCAGCGGCGAGUUUGAGUCCGAGAGCGACCGCCCCCGCAGUUCAUCUGAGGGCGAGGAGGAGAGCCAGAGUGUCCGUUACAACCGCCCGGCCAAUCGGCGGCGACCCUCCCUCACCGGUCUCCACCGUCAUGGCGACCCUUCCGGAGUCCAGGGUUCUGGCCAGCCGGCAGACCAACAUACGGCCAUCCAGUCCUUGCAGGAUGAGGUGAGCAGGUUGGGGGAGCAGCUGGAGGGCAGUCUACGAAGGAGCAGGCCAUCUUUCACGACCACAGCACCCCCUUUAGUCCUGGAGGACCAACUGCACUCACACAACAGCUGCGCACUAUACCCCAGGUUUUCUCAGUACCAGAAGGAUGAAAGGAGAGAGGAAGAGGGCGAGCAGGAAGAAGAGGGCGAAAUGGAGGGGGAGGAGGUGGAACGAGAGGAGGAGGUCCCCUGUAAGAGGUCCUCCCCUGUCCCACACCUCAGGCCAGAGCUGGAUAUUACCACCGACUCUCAGCGCUCCCAGACCACCUCCAAACCGCAGUCCUACACCACGCGUAUCCCAGAAUCCUUCAGAGCGCGGAGGCGGAGGAAGGGGGAGGAGAGGGCCGAGCCUGUGGAACACGGACGGCCCCACACGGGUGACCAGAGAGCCUCGCCUGGAAGCAGGGAUCCUUUCACUGCAGGGCGUCCAAAGAAGGAAAUAACACAGCGACACCAGCACAGCAUGGCAGCGUCCGGAGGUCCCGAUGAGGUCAACCAGCGACGGAGGCGGAGCCACGCGCACUCGAGCCACGCCCCAGAUGACAUCGACAGGAACCCUACCAGGGCGGGGACUGCAGGAGGCGUGGCUAACACCCGCCACUCAUGCCCCCGCUCUGGAUACCGUAGAGUUCGUCAGAGUUCAAAUGGCCGUCGGGACAGAGCUGACUCAGCAGGCCUUUCAACGCACAGGACCUCAGGCUCCACCCGUCAAAAUGUCUGGCCAAUGGGCUUCACCCGCCGGAAGGAUGGAGGCGUGUUCGUGGCAGCCCCUCCCCCUCCCGUGCUGGGCAGCGUGCCACUGGUGCAGUAUGUGCCAAUCUCUCCAUCCGUGCUGCACUACUCCGCCCCCGCCUGCGAGGCCCCCCUCGCUCAUCCGCGGCCCCCCCACCUGGUGUUGGACGGGGGAGGGCGCGGAGCACGUAGGCGCGCCCGCGCUCUCUCGGCGGACCGGGGAUCCCUCGGCGACUCUCUGACCCGCGCCAUCGAGGCGGCCCGUCACAUGAGGGCGGCGUCCCGGCGCAUGGCCCGCUCGCUCUCCGCCAGCGUCCGCCACCAGGGGGCGCUUUCACUCUCUUAGACUGCACUCACAGGUGAGGGGGCCCAGUCAGCACUGAGUUCUUUAUUAUUUAUGAACCCUUGCUUAACCCGGACGGUCAGCCGAGAACUUAUUUCUUGUAUGAUGACGACCUGGGGAAGUGAGGUGACUAGCGCGUGCACGGGACCGUGCAGCCAGUCAGUCAGCCAUUAACCCUUUGAAGAGUAUUUUUGGAAUUUCGGAAUGUUUUCCAAAUUCUAAGUCAGUGUUCUAGAACACCACUGCUUUCAGUUAACAGUAAUAAUUGUUACAUCAGUAUUGGAAUGUUUAGUUAAGAACAUGUACAUCGCACAUUUCUAAUCUUACACAUUAAAGGGUUAAUGGACGUGAUUAGGUAGCUGGACUGAGAACGAGUUGGGGAAUUUGGACCAGAGUAGUGGGGUUAAUGCUCCAACUCUUCCACAGUGUUAUGGGAUCAUUAAUGGUCAAUGAAGUCAGUAACAACUUUGUUUGUAAUACCAUAGUGUCCCUGUCAAUGGACCACAAACCAUUGGCCCAGUACAGGAAGAAUACUGCCCCCUGCUGGUCUAUGUACCACAUACUAAUGAGGCCAGGCCGGUAAAAUAAGUGUACAGGGUGGCGUGGCUGCUGGGAAUCAGCCUCAACUCUCAGCACUGUCUCUAUCUCAGGGUCAGCUCUAGUGGCACAAGCCUCUGGUUUUUUACUUUUAAUUUUUUUUAUGAUGCAUGUGAUACACAUGAUGUCCCUCUGAUUAUCAUUUUUUCUUGUGUAAUGCUUGUUUUUCAGUUUAUCAUUGGCAUCAUUGUGUGUGCCUCUGAGUGAACCAUUGUGUGUCUGUGUCUGUGUGUGGGAGAGGGAAGGAGAGAGAGAGAGAGAGGGCGAAAAAAAUCGCUGGCAGCUAUUUAGAGCUCUUGAUGGCUUUGUUUAAAAGUCAGGUGUUUACUUCCAACUGAGAAAUAAAAAUGUUUAGGAAGCUUCCAGACAAAUUAGUCAUUUAAAAAACAGUCUAGAUUUGUUGCUAUUCUACAUAAAAAUACCACUAUGCUUUGAUAUUUUAGCAUUGGUAAUGUAAAUAAUAGUAGCUGAAGAUUUGUGAAGAUGUAUGAGACGUUUUGUUAUUUUCAAAAAGCAAGCACAAAUGGUCUGUAUUAAUUUUACAUUAAAUAGACAUUUGCACCUCAGCCCUGCUGUGUGGAAGUACAGGACGUUGGAAAGCGGUACUCCUUUACUGGAUUUGUUUCAGUAUUUUAAGUAUCUGAGUAUUUUUUGAGCAGUAUUUCCUUUUCCCCUUUGAGAGUAUUGGUGUGUUGCUUUUUCAUUGUAAUUCUGCACUUAUAAAUUAAAGCUGUUGAAUACACAGCUGAGUUUACUCACCUAGAAUUGUUUACUGAUUUUAAGGUAAAAACAAAACCAGCCGUGUUGCAGCUCUCCAAAGGCAGCGGGUGCCGCUGGUUUAUAUUAUCACUCUGUUUCUAAAGGCCACGCCCGUUGAAGAGCCCUGUUUUCCAUUAGUGUAAAUGUUGGCAACUUUAGAAUGAUGAGUCACAGUGUUUUGUGAUUUGUCUAACAAGAGCGGACGUGGGAGGAAGAUGCAGUUUGCACAAAAUUCCGCCCUUGCCUUGGCCCCAUGAAAAAACAAACAAACACACCAUUAUCCUACAAAUGAUUUAUUUGCAUCUUGGCUAAUGGCAAAAUGUGGGGUUUGCUGAAUUCUGUUAAUUCCACUUUUCCCAGCCAAAGUCAUCUUGUAUCACCAAAUCUCUGUAGUUGCAGUGCUCUGCGCAACGAGGGUGAAUUCAGUUCAGUGUUUCGAUGGAAAAAUAGCUAAAAUGUUUUUCACUCACAAAUUCAUGACUGAAGAUGAAUUAUUAAAAAUGGUAUAAAAUGAAUCCCCCCACCCCCUUGGAUAUAGGAUGACAGAGGUUGUGAAAUAACCAUGAAAGACUUCAUUGUUUAAAAAUGUAUACAUUUAUUUCAUGCGUUUUUAUGUAUUAUCUUUUUAAAGACCUGUGUUAAUAUACAUUCCAUUGGAUCUUUAAUCACUUCUUAUACCUGGGUAAUGAGCUGCUUUAUAGUUUCCUGCACACAAUUUGUGAAGGUUUUUAGAUGAUUUUGUAAGAGUUUGUAUUUAAAAUGUAUGUUAAGAUGUUUUUACUGUAUUUUACACAAAUGUAACAGCAUACUUCUGAUUGUGUUUUACUGUCUUUUACUAAAAAUGAAAUCAAAUUAUUUUGUAAAGAAUACAAUAAUU